This is a messenger RNA of Grus americana (Whooping crane), 2961 nucleotides long. RefSeq names its product neuronal PAS domain-containing protein 4-like. The coding region runs from base 1471 to 2961 and encodes 496 amino acids. Gene Ontology annotation, biological process: regulation of transcription by RNA polymerase II. The record is from RefSeq and is a predicted model, not a curated record. The transcript has 9 exons. Lineage: Eukaryota; Metazoa; Chordata; Aves; Gruiformes; Gruidae. Gene Ontology annotation, molecular function: RNA polymerase II transcription regulatory region sequence-specific DNA binding; protein dimerization activity; DNA-binding transcription factor activity, RNA polymerase II-specific.
UACAGCAGCACUGCCCUGGCAUGCCUGCCUCCUGCCCGUGGCUGUGCUGCCCUACAAGAGGGCAGGGAGGAAGAUGGUGCCUGUCUCCUGGGCUGUGCUGCCUCAGGAAGGUGGGUGCCCCACAGCUCCCUGCCCCAGGGAGGCAGGUGGAGGGAUGUCUGGAGCAGCCUCCCUGGGCAGCACAGGAGGCUGCGCCUGAGCCCUUUCCUGUGGAGGUGUCUGAUGUGCGGAGAAGCUCCGGCGGCAACUAGUGGACCUAACGCAGGAAAAGCUAAGGAAGCGCUCAGUGUGUUCGCAAAGAUGUAGUCACAGGGCAGCUGAGAGAUGGUGGUGGCUGUGUUCCAGGAAUGGGUGGCAGAGGGCCCAGGCCAUCUCCCCUGCACUGAGGGCUGGCAUGUGACCAAGGUCUAGUGCUGCUCGUCCAGCAGCGUGGGGUUGCAGAGGUGCCUGAGCUCCUCAGCCUGUGGGAGGUGGCCAAUGCAGGUGCAACAGAGCAGCCUGGAGUGGUAUGAGAGCAGUGAAAACCCCACAGCAAGAGAACAGAAGGCACCCUAACUGCAACAAGAGCUUGUUCUUCACAUACUGGCAGCACCUCACUGUGGUGAGUGGGAGCAUCAAUGGCAAGGCUGAGGCCUGACAAGAGCCAGGGUGUGCUGACGGCACAUCUGGCUCAGGGAGAGCACCUCAAGCCUGGGCUCCGCCUUUGUGGUCCUUGGCACCUGCAGGUUACCUGUGAGGCCUGGGUGGGCAUCUCCUACGCGUUGUCCAUCAGCUCCAGCUCCCCUGCUCAACCAGCUGCCUCAGCCACAGGUUGUCUCUCAAAGUGUGCCAUGAAACAGUAGAAGCUUUUUGUCAUGGCAUCCCUUUGCCCAGCACUGAAGCACCAAGCUUACUCUCCUUGCAGGGUGCCAGGCACCAGGAAAUGCCUGCAGACCACUUGGGCUCAUGGCACUGGGCAGAGUGGUGCUGAACACAGAGGUUCCCCAAGGUGCUCCUUGCUCUGUCCAUGACUAGCUGUCACUGGGGCUUCUCUGGGAGAAUCACAAUCUCUGGGACAUCGAGUAGAGACAAGAGGCCCUGGAAAUGCUCAGUACCCCAUGCCAGUUGCCUCUAGGAGAGCAAACCUCUGUUGGGGAGAAGGCUUCUCUGGGAAGAAAAGGGGCUCACCAGGGAGAGGGUCACAGGCACCCCACUCCCCUUCAAGGAUUCCCUUGGGUUCAGGGGUGCUGUGGCCCUGACCUCCCUCUGCCAGGACCCUGCUGCAGACCCAGGGAUGGGACACUGCUCACCACCUUGGUCUGGAUGACUCCAGUGCAUUUUCUUGGCAUACCAGCUCCCUUUCCCAGCACCCGGCUCAGCCAUCAGUGAUGCUGGAGAGCAGUUGCCAGGCGGGCAGACUAGCCACAGGCCUUCGGUCCAUCUUGGACCUUCUGCUGGGCUGGCAACAACUGUGGGCCAGGAGCUGGGCGGAUGUGUGCCCCGUGGGGGGAAUCCCUGCUACCUUCAUCAUCACCCCCUCCUGAGCGGCCAGCUUGGCCCCUGUGCCCCAGGAGGGUACAAAAGGAGGCUGGGAGCAGUGGGGUCAGCAGGUUCAGACGCAGCCAGAGGCAAAGGAGGCAGCUGUGUGCCGCCAGCUUCGAGCAUCCUAGUGCCGGCACCAUGACCAUCUUCUGCAGCCACUGCCACAGGCCGCUGCAGGCAGAGAUGAGCUGCCUGCCCAGGAGGGGCAAGCAGGCGCCCGCUGCCUCGAAGCCGUUCAGAUCAACCAAGAGUGCCUCCAAGGCUCGCCGGGACCAGAUUAACGUGGAGCUGCAGGCGCUGCGCUCCCUGCUGCCCAUCUCCGCACGGGAGAAGGAGCGGCUCUCCUACCUCCACACCAUGGCCCUGGUGUGCCUCCAGCUGCGGGGAGCUCAGAUGUUCCCUCCAGACUCGGCUCCUCCUGCAGGACCCGCCCUCGGCACAGAGCUGCUCUCCCUGUUGCCAGGGUUUCUGCUUGUGCUCUUGGCCAACGGCAAGCUGGUCUACAUCUCGGAGAAUGUGGCUCAGGUCCUGGGCCUCUCUGUGGUGGAGCUGCUCGCCCAGGGGGACACAGUCUUUGACAUCCUAGAUGGGCAAGCAUGUGAGGAUGUGCAGAAGAAGCUCCUCCUCGCCCAGGAGGAACCGGGCAGGGAAGUCACAUUUGUCAGCGAGAUGCGCACGUCCAAGACCUUCCGGCUGCAGUAUGGGGGGAAUCGGGCUGUGGCAGUGUGUGGCCGCUUCACAGCCUUGCGCUGGUCGGCCUCCGCCACAGCCUUCCUGGCCCUCUGCACGCCAGUCAUGCGGUUGCAUGCAGACAGCACUGCCAGUUCCCAGGACAACUUAUUCCAGAGCACGCAUGUCUUAGACAUGACCUUUACUGAUGUCACGGAGAGUGUUACCUACCACCUUGGCUACUACAAGGAGGAACUGAUCGGUCAGUCGUGGUACAGCCUCCUGCACCCUGAGGACACUGACCUAGCAGCUGCCCAGCACAGGGCUGUGGUGCUCGGGGCCGGGACCGCAUCGGGGAUGGCCGUGCUGCGCGUGCUGCGCAGGGACCGGACCUGGGCCUGGCUCCGCGUGUCGGCGCGGCGGGACGGCGGGGGCCACGUCAUCACCUGCACCAGCCACUGCCUCAGGGAGGAAGAGGCGGCCUACCUGCGCGCCCGAGAGCACCGCCCCACGCCCCGUAACACGGCGGCGCCGCCGCCCACGCCUGUCGCCGCCCCGCCGCCGGGACGGGAGCUCAGCCUGCUGGCCGCACAGCUCCGCGCCCUGGCCGACAGCCUCUCGCCGCCCGCCGCCGCUCCGGCCUGGCCCGAGGCCGAGGCCUUCCCCCCGGGCCCGCACGACACCGCCCUGACCCGUCUCCUGGGCGACGCGUUGGAGGGGGCGGGAGCCCCUGUCGCGCACGCGCAAUACGUGCCCUGCCCGCACCAAUAA